Cherax quadricarinatus is the source of this 8829-nucleotide messenger RNA. RefSeq lists its product as uncharacterized. The record is from RefSeq and is a predicted model, not a curated record. Gene Ontology annotation, molecular function: protein binding. NCBI's taxonomy places the organism in Eukaryota, Metazoa, Arthropoda, Malacostraca, Decapoda, Parastacidae.
CACAGAGAACGUACCGUUGUACCAGCACAAUAACGGACCGUCAUCACAGAGAACGUACCGUUGUACCGUUGUAAUAAACGCCGCUACAACAACAACAACUCCACCGUUGAUGACGCUGCUCACAAAAGGUUGAGUGGGUUAUACAGAGCGCUACACUGUUGCAGAGUUUGUUCAGCUGAGGACUAUAGUGUUGCAGAGUGGGUACAGGAGAGCCCAGGUCAGUGCUCAAUCACACUAGGUGUGCCCACUUAGCACUACCCAACAUACCCAUUAUCGGAUCCGACGCCGAGAUUGGCCUUCACACUAUACAAGAUCCACUCAUCCCCAGGAGUUGUCACACGAAACACGACAGAGAUACGCCUGGACAAGGCUCUUCACAGACAUUAUUAAAAUGUGGAGGCGAAAAAAAGGAUAAAUAGCACGGAGAAGGAGGAAGAGGAGGAGGAGAAGGAGAGAGCAGCACAGGAGGAGUAAACAAUGUGUGUGUUGAUGUGAGAGAGAUGACACAACAUGUUACAUGACCAACCAGAACAAAGGUGAUAAAUCUCCAGAGGAGAAGAGAGAGAAGAUGGACUUGGACGAUGGUGUGAGGAAGGAGGAUGAGGGUUGUGACGACCCCAGGGAAGAUGGUUGUCCUGUUGAAGACACCAGGGACACUCACCAAGACGCAUUGACAAAACAAGAUGGAGAUGACGAGGAAGAAUCGAAGGCUAGAGGAACGAUGGAUGGCGAGGAUAACUGUGGUGAUGUAAAUGAUGGUAAUAAGCAACAUAAUGAAGAUGAACACAUGGCAAAUGGUGAGGAAAUGCCGGCUGAACAACAGGAGGUAGAGGUUGGUGAGAAUGACAAGCAAAGUAAAGAUAGACAUGACAAGAAUGAUGAGACAGCAGAACGUCCAGAUGAUUCUGAGGUUAAAGAAUUAGAGGUACAGGUUAGUAAAGACGAGAGAAAAGACGACGUAUUUGAGGAGAGAAGUGACAGUAACGAUGGUAACGAGCAUGAUGAAGUGGAAUAUGAUGAUCAUGAGAGACGUGACAGCGCCGAGACAAACGAACCGAAGAGCAACAGUUCGGAGAAAGAGGAUAAGAGCGGCAGCAGCGGUGGUGAGAAGGAUGGUGGGUCAGCACUUCUCAGCCUGCAGCAGAUGGACGAUGCCAUGGCCAAGUGUGGCAGCAGUGUUAUGUAUCACAAUCUGGUGACACAGGACCCCACCGUUGCCCAACUCCUUGCUCAGUCUGCUGCAAGUCCCAUCCAGUGGCCCAAGGACCGAAUGCUGCCAACUAGACACGAGCAUCUGAUGAAUGCUGCUGCCGCUGCCGAGCAGAAACCUUGGCCACUCGGCAUAGACUUCCAGAGUAGCGAGCACGAUAGUAAAACUACCCUCCUAACUACCAGCAGUGCCUCAUUAUACACCAGCAACUGUGUCGAUGCUGCUGCCUUGGACUCAGAGAGCAGGAAGAGACGCCAGCUAGAGGUGGCAGCAGAGGUGGAGCGACAGCGUUUGCAAGCCUUGUUGCAUCCCAGUCUGCAACACACAUUAUCACUGAAUAAGAGUUCUUCCAGUGCCGCUGCUGCUGCUGCUGCUGCUGCUGCCGCCGCCGCUGCUGCCGCCACUAUGGGUCUCCCCCCAACCUUCUCUAGUGCCAGUCUUCGAGCACUCAUGGAAGAAACAGAUGACAGGAGCAAAAAACAGCAGCAGCAGCUGGCAUCAGAUUCACACACGUUACGGCAGCUACAGUCUCUGCCGGGAACGUUAGAUUUAGCAGCCAAGUCAAUGAACACAAGCAUGGAUAUGUCUGCCAGUCUACUGUCCCCCUGGGGUCCAUGUUGGCCACGGCUUGAUGACCCUAUGAGAAUAAUGGAGAAGAGACAUCUCGGCGAAUCUCCCUUAGAUCCCAGGACUCAGGAAAAGAAGCGCAGAAAGCUCGAUGAGAUAGUUUUUGGUCUGACGACUAAGGGUAAGAGCCCCGAGGCUGCUACUUCCUCGCACAAGGACACAAAUCCUCUCUCUCUCCUCCAUGGCUCCUCCCUCACACUACUAAACUCCCGUGACAGAAGCCAGGUAACCAACACAUUGACCGCACCCAAACUCUCAUCUAGCAUAAGCAUCACCCCCAGUGUGUCGAAGCGACCCAUUGACACGAGGGUGGAGGAUGGAGGAGGCGGAGCCUCUUCCAAAACAGCAACUAACUCCAGCGAGAGAGAGGGCAAGCCUGGGUUAGUGAAGCAUUCGGACCUACCCCCAGGUGUGACACUGCCGCCAGGCAUCGAGCUCUACCGUCCCACUGAUGCCAAGGUGGACAAGUGGCUGGAGCAACACCAGGGACUGCUGGCUGACUCGUCCAGAUUGACCAAGGAUCUUAAGCGACGGAAGAUUGAUUUCAACACAAUGGACUGGAGUCAAUUCUCUGGUGAUGAGCAUGUCACCGUCAUUAACACUACCACCGGACACAGGAUAAGUGGGCAGGAUGCCCCUAAACUGAAGUACUUGGCGCAGUGGCUGAUGGAGCAUGCUAACUACGAUGUGGACCCCCAGUGGGCAGACAUUGUGAAGGAGCGUAGUAGUAGUAGCAACACCAGCAGUGCUGCGUUCCUCUCUGAUUACCACAAGAAACUAGCAAGCGCUGAGAGAAAGCACAGUGCCAGCCAUGCUUCCUACAUUGCCUCGAUGUCCAACUACCUUCAUGGCAGCACCUACUCCAGCAGCACCAUGACGUCGCCACAGUUCCUGCCAUCUGGGUCCAACACCACAACCACGUCCACUUCGGCAGCCCGGGGCAGCACCUGUGCCCUCCCUCCCUCCUACCACUCCUUCAGAGGUAUGCCAUAUGACCCCAAGAGCCUCCAAGUGCCAGACCCUAAGACCUCUCUAAAUGCUGCAGCUUUUGCUGGUUUAGAUCCAAAACUCUUGGGAUUUGAUCCUAAACUACUAGGAAGCCUCGAUCCAAAGGCUCUCAGUGUAGACCCAAAGCUGCUACCUCCACUGGACCCAAAGCUGCUACCUCCAUUAGACCCUAAGUUAAUAGCAGCUAUGGGCCCACUAGACCCUAAGGUACUAGCAGCUAUGGGUCUAGACCCUAAACUAAUGGGACUGGAUGCCAAGCAUCACGAGGCUGCCAAACACCAUGAGAAGGAAGUCAAACCUUCCUCUUCUCGAAGCUCUGACUCAAAAUCCUCCCUACUCAAUAUUGACCCUAAAUUAUUAGGCUUUGAUCCAAUGUUGUUAGCAGGAUUGGAUCACAAAACAUUAGCUUCCCUUGAUCCCAAGUUGCUUGCAAGUUUAAGUGGACUGGAUCCCAAGGCUAUGGCAGGAGUGAAUCCUAAGCCCUUGGCUGGUCUUGAUCCUAAAUCCCUAACUGGAAUUGAUCCUAAGUUCCUCGCUGGUCAUGAUCCUAAAAUGUUAGCAGGCCUUGAUCCCAAGCUCUUUGGCAGUCUUGAUCCAAGAUCACUAGGAGGGUUAGAUCCCAAGCUCUUAGCUGGCCUAGAUCCAAAAUUGCUUGGAGGUUUGGAUCCUAAAUUGCUUGGUGGCCUGGAUCCACGAUUACUAGGUGGGAUUGACCCCAGAUUACUAGGAGGUCUUGAUCCUAAGCUACUGGCAGGAUUGGAUCCCAAGAUGAUGUAUUUAGAUCCCAAGAUGCUUGGCUUGGAUCCUAUGAUGUUUGGCGGUAUUGAUCCCAAACUGUUGGCGAGCUUGGAUCCGAAGCUUCUAGGAGGAUUGGAUCCCAAGGCUCUUGGUGGUCUGGACUCUAAGUUGUUGGCCAGUAUGGGUUUGGAUCCUAGCAUGAUGAUGAUGGCUGGCUUUGGUGGCUUGCCAGGUAUGGCUGGAUUAGCAAUGGCAAAUCCUCUGUUGGGUGGCUUGGCUGGGUAUGGGUUACCUGGCUUGACAAACCUCAAUGACUUUCCAUCGACCUCCAAGAGCAAGGACCACAGAAACGCCGCUGCCACUUCGGCGGCUAAUUUGCAGUUUCCAGGAAUGUUCGGUGGUGCCAGCACUGCUGGGCUGAUGUACCCACCCAUGGGGCUCGGCGGUCUGGGCUCCUUCCAGUUACCCUCCAUGUCAUCGGCCGUCUCAAGCGCCAUCCUUAACGGCCUUCCUGCUAGCAUAAUGUCCAUGGCUGGCACCUCACGGCACGUCAACCAGGCAGCGACCACCACCAUCAGCAGCAGCACCAGCAGCAGCAGCAAGUGGAAACAGGACCAGCGACGACCUCGUGACACCAGGGAGGAUAACCGUAGCAGGAUGGAGAGACCUGAUGCAUCGACUGAGAUUGAACGUGGACUGAACCUCCGUAAGGAGAAACUGAAAGAACAGUCUGGGCUCUCAAAGGAGGAACUCUACCUCUUAAAACAAAUGAAGGCCGAGCGGUUAGCUCGGGAGAUCGAAGCUAGGGGAAGCCACGACCCGUAUGCUGCUCACCUGGAUUUGCCGCUAAACUGGAAUCAAGAGAGCCACCACAGCGAGAGGACUCAAGACACACCAGAGAACCUGAGUCGGGAUUUCGAGCCCGCCACAUACGCACAAGGAGCAGAUGCUCAGAAUCUGAGCACAAGGGAGGUUGAGAAUGGCGAGAAAAGUGACACAAACUCAGAAGCGGAGGACGAGGAAGAAAAAUCUUAGUGUGGGGUGGUAGUGUGACUAUUAACCAGAUCCUCGACUUACAAACAUCUGUGCUUACAGUAAGAUCUGCGCUUACAGUAAGAUCUGUGCUUACAGUAAGACCUGGCUUACAGUAAGAUCUGCACUUACAACUAUAAGAUCUAUGUUUACGAACCUAAGAUCUAUGCUUUCAGCCAUAAGAUUUGCGCUUAAGAACAUAAGAUCGGCGCUUAUUAAUAGCGGUUAGGCACGGUUUAAUUUUUAAAAGCGCUGAGGUGCUGUUUGGAUGUGGGAGACAAAUAACCGUCCUUUGUUCUGUGUGUGCAAACAACUUGUUUGUCAACUGGAACACAAGCAUUGCACGUUUUGUAAGUCAAAACACCAGCAACACAAAUGUUUUAAAUCGGAACACCAGAAUGUGUUUGUAAAUCGGAACACCAGCAAUGUGUUUGUAAAUCAGAACACCAGAAUGUGUUUGUGAAUUGGAACACCAGCAAUAUGUUUGUAAAUUGGAACACCAGCAAUGUGUUUGUUAACUGUAACUGGAACACCAGCAAUGUGUUUGUUAACUGGAACACCAGCAAUGUGUUUGUUAACUGGAACACCAGCAAUGUGUUUGUUAACUGGAACACCAGCAAUGUGUUUGUUAACUGGAACACCAGCAAUGUGUUUGUUAACUGGAACACCAGCAAUGUGUUUGUUAACUGGAACACCAGCAAUGUGUUUGUUAACUGGAACACCAGCAAUGUGUUUGUUAACUGGAACACCAGCAAUGUGUUUGUUAACUGGAACACCAGCAAUGUGUUUGUUAACUGGAACACCAGCAAUGUGUUUGUUAACUGGAACACCAGCAGUUUGUUUGUAAAUUGAGGAUCUCUAUUUUUAAAUCUAUUUUAACUAAUUUUGAAAGUGCCGAUUCUGUUCGUGUUUAGUGCGCCCUAGAGACAAUUAUUUUAGAUAAUAUUAAUGAAGAGAACAUGUAUGAGCACAGAGAACAUGUACCAGCACAGAGAACGUGUACGAAUGCAUAGAACGUGUACGAACACUGAGAAUGUGUACGAAUGUUUACUUUGUUUCACAGACUGUUCCACAACCUUCGAGGUGACGGGUACAACCUCGGGUCGUACCUGAUUUCCUCCCAUGCCCCACACCCACCCACCCCAGGCGCCACACGACUCCUAGGGGUUUAGCGCUCCCCCCCCACGAAUUUUUCGAAUGUUCGCACCAGAGAACUUUGACCCCUGACAUAAAUCUGUGAUAAUUCCCUUCAAUAUUUAUCCAUUGUGGUGGGCAGAUAACAAUACUCGGCAGUCAGCUCUAUUAGGAGCUUCUCAGCUCUGUUAUAAGCUACCCUACUAUCAGCUUCUCUACUAUCAGCUCUUAUAGCCUCCUCUAUCAGCUGUUACAAGCUCCUCCACUAUCAGCUCUCUCAUAAGCUCCUCCACUCAGCUCUGACACUUAUAACAUUUGGACUUAAGCUCAUUCCUUAGGCCUACAAGACACUGCUGCUUUCCACUAAGAAUUUCUUGUCUGAGAAACAUUUCUGUGUCUGAGUUAAUAAUUUUUUCCCUGACUCUCCAGGCUGAAGGUAUCCCUCAGGGACUGUCAGUGACCUUGACUAUGUUCAAAGACUAUAAGUGACCUUGACUUGAAGGACUAUCACUGAUGUUGACUGUUCAGGGACUAUCAGUUACCUUUACUUAGGGACUAUCAGUUAUAUUGACUGUUCAGGGACUGUCAGUGAUCUUGCCUCUGUUCUCCCAUCUAAUAUUUGGUUGUCACUUUAUGUUGACUUUGCUGUAGGUUGUGCAGGCACUGACUGUUACCUGGUAGCAGCCUCUCUCCUGAAUGCCAUCAACUGUGUGUUCCACUCGGCCACUAUUCAUGGCUGUAAGUUUUCUGUUGCUAAAACACAUUGGAUAACUUUUACAGGAUGCUGUAUUGUCUCUAAUGUCGCGUUAUACCUGCAUAAUUCCCAUAUACCUAAACGAGCCUUCUAUUUGGUCUCUGGAUGUCCUGGAAACCUCACAUAAUCUCUCUGCAAGCAACUUGCCAUAGCCAGCUGAGCCUCCUUAAAACUCGUCCAUUUUUCUUGGACGGCUGAUAAAUUAACUCUAAAUCUUCAUUCUGCUCUAAUCUUAUCAAAACUGGAUUAUGGUGACCAAAUAUAUUCUGCAGCUUCUUCCACAAAACUGGAUCCCAUUCAUCAUUAAGUGUUGCAUUUGUGUCAAGCUACUUUCUAUUCCUCCCUGAUCGAGAGUCUGUAUGCAGAGGUGAAUUUUCCAUCUUUGUAAGGUUGAUGUGAUGUCCAUUGUCUCUUAUUUUGUUGUCUCUCAUCACCUUCAUGAUCCUUCAACAUACAGAAUGGUAACACAUUAGUAGAAGUUCUCUGCUGCUGCUCUUUACUACAUCCUUUUUCUUUAUAUUCACUCUUAUUUACUCUAUCCAUCCAGCUUCCUAUUUUUCUCUUUCCCCUUGGGAAGUUCCAUUGAUUCUUGUCUGUUCUUUUCACUUCCAUGAAGAAAGCUCAGUUAUGUACUGUAGCUUCUCACUAACUUUUUCUUAACCAUUUGCAAUCUCAUUCUCAUGUCAUUGUACAGCCUUUCCUCACUUAGCAAUGUACUUGUUUACCAAAGACUCGGACUUACGACGGGCUCUCUGACCAGUGUGCAUACCUAAAUAAUGUAUAUUAUGACUGAUUUCCUCUAUUUUUAUUUAUUACAUUAUACAGCAGACUACUGUAAAAACAUUUUAAAAUAUACUAAAAAUGUUAUAAAUGGUGCAAAGGUGACAUUAUAACAAUAUCAAAGAUGGUUGACACAAACUCACUACCAUUAUAGUACAGGUCGGUCAUCACUAAUCUAGCAUCUUUGUGACCUGUAGUGUGCUGAAUUAGUGAGUUUGCUGGAUUACACAGUGGUUAUGUUAGAAUACACUUAAUUAACUUUCUGCUAUAUCUUCCUCAUUUUCAUCACUGCUUUCUCCUCCACUGGCUUGUUGCUGUGGAUUUAUAACCAUCUGCACAAUUUCUGAGUCAGUAUAAUGAUGAAAUUUGAAAUUAUGCCAGCCGAAAUUGGUGCCGGAUUACUGAUGGAACCGGAUAACUGAUUGCCGGAUUAGUGAUGGUCGACCUGUAUGCUCCUUGCUUAGCGACAAAUUCGUUUACCAAUGUGGUCUUAGGAACAGAACUCCAUCGUUAAGUGAGGGGAGGCUGUAGUUUACACUGGUGGUUCUAAAUCCUCUGAUAGUGUCGGGUUUGCAGCAAUUUUUCUGGACAGUGUUGUACGAGGUCACUUAUUUGACUCGGCUGACAUUUCUACAGCUAUGUUGUAUGCAGUCUCAUGGCUGUUGUGCUUGUUGCAUUCCUACCUCAACAUUUGUAGUAGCUUUAGACUACUGCAUUAUAGGCUAUCCAGAUAUUUGUUUUUCAUCCCGUUGUUCUAUAUGCACAACUUUGGUUAUGUCACAUUACGUACUUGUAAACACAAAGUCAUUUUCUGCUGGGUCCUACUUGGUCCUGCUGGAUCCUACUGGUUCCUACUGUAUCCUGAGUCCUACUGGGUUCCCCUGGGUCUUACUGGGUCCCUGGACAUGUGGACGUUCAGGUCAACAAGCAGGCAGACUCUGCUGCAUGGUCAGCAGCAGGCAAACUCUGCUGCAUGGUCAGCAGCAGGCAAACUCUGUUGCAUGGUCAGCAGUUCAUGAUGUUUCAUACAGUGGUGUUCCAUUCUCAGAGUAGACAACUUUACAACUGUUGGCAACAAUGGUGGUCCGAGAUGAUCUAUUUAAAUUGUGUUGUGUCAAACCUUGUUUGUGUUUCUGGUCUUUUUGUCAUUGCUGUGUUAGACUACACUCUCCCACCUUUGUAUGAGACAUGUCUCACUCUGACAUAUGAGAUGUGUCUCUUAUGUACAAGACACAUGUCACCUGAUGUGUGAGACACAUGUCACCUGACAUAUGAGACAUGUCACCUGAUGUAUGAGACAUGUCACCUGACAUGCGAGACACGUCACCUGACGUAUGAGACACGCAUCACGACGUAUGAGAUACACGCCACCUGAUGUAUGAGAAACGUCACCUGAUGUAUGAUUACACACUUCAUAUGACGUAUGAGACACAUCACCUGGCAUAUGAGACACACGUCACCUGAUGUACGAGACACGUCAGCUGACGUAUAAGACACAUGUCACUUGACAUACGAGACACACGUCACCUGACGUACGAGACACACA